AUGAGCAGCUCAAGCUGGGAGCUCCAGCCCCCAUACCAAACCGGCGACUCUUCACGCUCCGCAGCCAAACUCCGCGGUGCCUGCCACUGCGGCCGCGUCGUCUACCGCCUCACCCGCGACUCACCCCUCGACUCAAAGUACUGCCAUUGCCACGACUGCCAGGUCCUCCACGGCGCGCCCUUCCAGUGGGCCGCCAUCUUCCACAAGGCCGACGUCGCCUUUGACAAGGGCGCCGCCGGCCUGCGCUUCUACAACUCACCCUCCAAAUGCGCACAGCACGUCCUGCCCUGCAAGGUCGCAUGCGACCACUGCGGGAGCCUCAUCAUGGAUGAGGGGCGCAACAUGGUGUUGCUCUUCCCCACCCUGCUGCGCUUCGAGACGGAGGAGCAGCGUCGCAAGUUCGACGUCCAGUGCCACAUCUUCUACCCGCAGCGUGUCGUUGACAUUCCUGAUGGAAAGCCUAAGUGGGCAGGUCUAGAUCACAAGUCUGGGCUGUUAAAAGACGACUAG
This is a messenger RNA of Purpureocillium lilacinum, 510 nucleotides long. RefSeq lists its product as uncharacterized. Gene Ontology annotation, molecular function: carbon-sulfur lyase activity. The record is from RefSeq and is a predicted model, not a curated record. Lineage: Eukaryota; Fungi; Ascomycota; Sordariomycetes; Hypocreales; Ophiocordycipitaceae.